CGCGAACUAUUUUACAACGGGGGAAAUUUGAAAAAUAUAUGGAUUAGCGAGUGAUGCUGUUAAAGUCUGCUAUUGAAGCGGGUUAAAGUCAUAUUUCUUUAUUCUGGAAAAUUUUUAUCCUUUAAAAUGGAGCGCCAUCAUGGCCGGUCUGAUCUGAGUCAAAAACUAAUUUCAGAACAGUUCAAGAAAAAUAACGAAACGUUCAGAAACACGAUGGAGCGGAUUUUCCAAAAAUAUUCGAAUUUAGAUGAUCCAGGACCUGACGUCUGUCUGAAAACACUGACCUUCAGAUCAGGGAAAGCAGGUUCUGUGCCUUUGAACAGCGCCACAGCAGAAAAGGAACUGGAGCACUUAAGGAAUCAACUCAAAGAGCGGUCAGUGCAGGCUUUGGAUGUUCUUCAGGAAGAAGACGCUCUCUUGGAUCAAGAUGCAAAUUUAUCUCUUUCUUCAUGCCAGAUGGAUGAUGCAAUGAUUGAUCUUGACCGUUCCAGUCAGAUUGAAAACAGCAAUAGCAGCCUGUGGUGUGGUUCUGAGACAUCCCAGCUCUCUGUGAAAUCAAUGAGCAGCUCUCGUAGCUGUUUGUGGGGCGAGCCGUCUCAGCCUGAGGAAGAGGAUCGGGAUCUGGAGAGGACGCUAAGCAGCCACGGCAGCACUCUCUUGGACCUCUACCCCAGCAUGCUGAACCAGAUUGGCGAGGCGUACCGACGUCAGCACGUGACUGAAGCAGCUAGUGCUGUCUUGCGCAGAUAUCGUCACAGGCGCUGGCAAUCUUCCCAAGCACAGCACCGCAGUCAUGACUUCAGCAAUACCUUCAGUCAUACGUUGAACAGGACAAGAGAGAGCUCACUCACUGUCCCAAAACCACCCGAUGAAACCAUCACUAACCACCAGCAAAGUAAAUUCAAGUAUCAGGGAUCUUCACCACAUAAAAGCAAGCUGGAUGUUUCACCACUGAAGUGUAUCAGUAACACGUCCCCUGUAUCCACCGCUUGCUUUUUUUCACCAAGAAGAGAUGAUGUAAAGAAAAGCACAGGAGUGGAAAUCAGGUCCCAUUGGACAGGCCAACGCUCAGACAGCAGCUCACCGCGUCGAUCUGUUCGUGUACUGGACCUUUCAACGCCACCGUCUUCUGGUUCUUCCUCCCCUCGUUCUCAAUCACCAGAUCUCAACCAGACCUACGUUGUUGAACCUGACCCUUUGCCAAGAUCUCAUGGGGUUCCAGCUUCUUCUGUUUGUAGCUCAACCUGGUCUCCAUUAAAAAUAGCCAAAAUGUCAUCUCUUGCAAUCCAAGUAGGGAACUCUGUUAAUUCCUCACCAUUUUAUCAUCACUCAGGCCUGAGCAGGGACCACAGUAAUUCUUCUGCUGCCUCCCCACAGAGAGCGCUCAGUGUUCAUCUUUCUCACCUGAGGAGUCCACUAAAGGCCAGCCUGGAACACGACAGGCAAGCAACUUUGUCCUCUCCCAAACAAGCGUUGCCUGUGAUUCAUACCUCCGAGAUGCGCCGAUCUCCUCACAAAGGUCAGAGAUAUCCCUCUCCCCACCAACAAUUGCCUCAUCAUCAGGAGAAUCCCACCAAACAGCUGAAGCGUCAGCCAUUCUUCUCUAGCCACUAUUCUCCAUUCUUUUCCAUCUCCCAGAUGCCCAACAAGCAGAUUGAUGUUGAGUUCAUGAGUCUUUAUCAUCAUUUUAUCUGUCGCAGCACUAAACCUACAUCUUCCUGUCACCUGUGCAAGACACAAUUGGGGGUCCAAAGUCCUGCUGUGUCCUCCAAGAGCAUGUCUGCUCUCUCUCUAACACCUGUACGUAGCCAACUAAAGAAGAGACAUCGUGAGCCAGAGGUAGUGGAGUCUCUGCGAUUCAAGCGUUUCCGUGAGAGCUGUUCACCACGCCGGACCACCCAGUUCUGGCCAAAGCAGCAGCAGGAGAACAGAUAUGUGAAUACUGCAAUGGUAGAGCCCAAUGAAGACAAAUACACCUGGAACAGGGCUCUUUUCUUGCAGUGUCCGAGCCCAGGAUUUCUCAGAGCGAUCAGACAGCAUGAGGCAAGUACCUCAGGAAGCAACGGAAAAGGACCAGGCUCCAGACAGGACCUGCAGAGACAGCGUUACUCCCCAUCUUGGAGAGAUACAUUGAGAAGGAGAGGUGACGGUGAGAAUUUUGACAUCUCUGAAGCAUAUGCAGGCACCAAGUCACCAGUGAGAACCUGGGAUCAAAGUGAUGUCUUAGUCUCCCCAAGGUUCUCAAGGAGGCGACUUCUGUACGGACCUCUCCAGUGAUGAGCCUUUUUUCCACUCGCUUGUGAUUUGCUCAUUCAAUAGAUUCAAGUUGUGCUAUGGUUUUUGCUUUUGUUCUUUUUAAACUCCUCUUUUCCUUCAUCUUAAGCAUCAAUAUUGCAAUGUAGUAUGAUGCAGUAUUGAUUCUAGUAUUCAUGCUACUUACGUGUAGCAUGAAAUUCAAAAUAGAAACAUUAUAUUCAACACAGUCCCCAAUGUGUAAAUUUCUCCCCCCCCCCCCAAGCAAGUUAUUUAUGAUCUAACCAGAAUAAAUCCAGUAGAAUAAAUAGGACUCUGCUUUGAAUACAAAAGCAGGUAUCAACUUUAAAAAAAAAAAAAAAUCCAUAUUAUUUGUGAUCACAGUAGUAGCCCUGUCCUUUUUCACUUAAAUAGGAUAUUUUGUCAGGGCCUGCCUAAAGGCUAUUGCUUUUAAACGAAACUCCUGAUUGGAACCUCUGUAAAAUAGUUUAACACUUACAACCCAUUCCUUGAGCCGUAAUCUAUAAGUGUACAUAAUACUGAAGUCAAAUGUUCUGUCUAGAGAUGUCAGCUUUGUAUUCACUAUGCUUGUAUGUACACUGAUUGACUGAUUUAAUAAAUAAGCUUUUCUACA
This is a messenger RNA of Neoarius graeffei (lesser salmon catfish), 2887 nucleotides long. RefSeq lists its product as uncharacterized. NCBI's taxonomy places the organism in Eukaryota, Metazoa, Chordata, Actinopteri, Siluriformes, Ariidae. The record is from RefSeq and is a predicted model, not a curated record. The transcript is spliced from 10 exons. Bases 127 to 2277 code for a protein of 716 amino acids.